Messenger RNA from Giardia duodenalis, 6006 nucleotides. Its product is annotated as putative RNA-directed RNA polymerase. The transcript has a single exon. The record is from RefSeq and is a predicted model, not a curated record. Gene Ontology annotation, molecular function: RNA-directed RNA polymerase activity. Bases 1 to 6006 code for a protein of 2001 amino acids. Lineage: Eukaryota; Fornicata; Diplomonadida; Hexamitidae. Gene Ontology annotation, cellular component: nuclear RNA-directed RNA polymerase complex. Gene Ontology annotation, biological process: siRNA processing.
AUGCCCUCUGCGUCCGAACUACAUGCUCAAUAUCCAUACAUUGCGCCAUCGGGGUGCUUUCCUCCACGAGGCUUUGAUUUUCCACUGCUUAGUCUAUCAUUUCCGCUGAGAUACGCACUUGACCAGUUCCAUCUCAACUCAGCCGGAUUUAGGGCGCUAGAUCAAUCGCGGAUAAUUAUCCAAUUGUACGAUUUACAAGUCUCAGCAAUAGAGAAUGAUGAAGACGAGAUUUCGCUACUAUUAGCUGCGUACAAUUACCUGGUCACAGAGUGUCAUAAAGUUGAUCCCAUCUAUGCACAAGAAGUGCUUGACGACCUAGUUGUACUACACAAUGGACAGUUGGAAGGAGAGCACAAACAAGCUCUAAUUUACAUCAAUACCAGCACCGUAAGCAAGGACUCGUAUAGUAGCGUCUUCUCGGUAUAUACCGAUGACAGAACAGACGCUUCGCAUUCCAAUCUGUUUGAGCUGGGUUUAUUUACUCAUCUCGAUCACUUUGCAACCAUGUCUGGCCCCCACAUCCACUCGCCUCUUCGCCUCAGGUCUGUUCUCGGUGCCCCAAACCCAAAAAAUAUCAGUGCCUUAGUCUUCAAAGUUAUCAUAGUCAUAAUUGCAACAAAAGAGCGGGUCUAUGCGCUGCUUCUACCCCAGACACCCAUUCUUGAAAUGUCUUCUCGGCAUCUUCGUGAGUUCGGUUCGCGCCACCUCUUACGAGUAGAGUUUGCCGUUCCACGAUCAUCGUCCUCGUUACCACCGCAGAGAUCUGUGAGCCCCUACAGCAGAAGACAUGGAGCUGAGUUACCUGACCGCACAGGAUCACCAGCUCAACGAAGGCAUAAGGUACAUAAGAAGCCCGUCAUGAUCGAAGAGAGAAUACAGCACUCGAUUGCUAGGGCCGGAUUUCCUUCGUUAACCAACAGGAGAUUUGCACGCUCGUCCCAUUCAUCUGUAUUAAAACGAGCAAUCUAUAAUAUAUUGACAACUGGUGUUUAUCUCGGUGGUUCAGUCUUUGUUUACUAUGCACAAGGGAGUGGACAGCUCAAGGAGCAACAGUGCUGGUUUAUUAGGGCACCAGACUAUGAAUUAAUGUAUAGAUAUAUGCAGCGCUUUACUGCUUUUAUCAGAGACUUUAAAUACUAUCAGUCCUUUUACGCCAAUCUGAGCUCCAAGCUUUACACGUUUUACGUAUCACCAAUUCUUCCCAGCAUCGACCAUUUGGACUCUAUUCUGAACAAGUUUAUGCGUCCACGUGCUGUUAUCUUCCGCGAGUUUGCAAUAAAUUGGCUCGGGGAUAUUAAGGAGGUCCAGGCCUGCAAGAUAUGCACACGAAGAGGCCUAUGUUUUGGUAAGUCCUUACCUACGAUAAAGGUAAGGGAAGAGGAUGUGCAGAUUGUAUCAGAUAAGGAAUAUAAUGGCUACGUUUUUACUGAUGGCGCAGGAGAGAUAAGCUACGAUCUCAUGCUCGAGAUAGCCCUUUGUCUGGACAAGCUUAAGAUCGAGCAACUGCAUAAGGAUACAGAAACAUACUAUGAUAAUGGAUUCGCUGAUACUAACGAGGACAGUGAACACACUGUACCACAUCUCCAACCAAAUUUGAAGACAGCUUCAAAUUUGAUUCAGGUACCUUCUGCAGUGCAAAUGCGCUGGGCCGGCACAAAGGGAGUGCUCAUUCUAAACGCUCUUCUGCCACCCAGGACCAUCCUGUUCCAUAAGUCUCAAGUUAAGUUCAGCAUCCCUAAUCCCACUGAGACCCAGCAGACGCUAGAAAUCCUCAGAGUGGCGCAGCCGUCAAAGGGGAUGAUAAAUAUGCAGAUUAUUGUGCUACUAUCAGAGAUGGGCGUUCCGGAUGAUGUCUUUCUCAAUCUGGUUUAUCAAGAUUUGCAAAAGACGCUUCUGUUUCUGGAGCCCGUGGACCGCUGCAGACACCAAGCAGAUCUUUAUCAGUUGGUCAGUAGAGCAUCUCAUAGUUCUUCCGGGAAGCUUAUUCUCCAAAUGCUGAUGGCUGGCGUGGACAUUACAGAGCCCUGUCUUCAGUUUCUUCUUAUGAAGCUGCAAAUGAUGCAGCUACGUAGUAUGAAAGCAAAUAUGCGGUUUUAUGUACCAGAUUCGCGGAUAUUCGUUGGAGUUUACGAUUGUUUUGACCUUUUGAAGGAGGGGGAGGUGUAUGUCGGGUUGCAGGAGCCGCUAUCCAUCUCUAAAUGGGCCGCAGCAACACAUCUUAAGGCAAUGUCUAAUGACACACAGCAGGAAGCGUUACUACCACCAGAUCUGGACUUACAGAUAUCUGAUAUUGCUGUUGGACUAAAUAUCUCUUGUGUCGAGGGUCGUGUAGUCGUAGCAAAAAACCCCUGCUUUUAUCGUGGCGAUGUCCGAAUUUACCACGCAGUCAACAUCUUUGAAAGGCUCAGGCGGGAAGCGUCCAGGCAGAAUUUAAAGCCCGUAUUGCCAUCCUUUGUAGCACAAGAAGCUAUCAGGGGAAUGUACAGAGGAGUGAUUUGCUUUCCAAAGUAUUAUGAAGGUCGUCCGAUGACAGAUUGCCUUUCAGGCAGCGACCUGGAUGGUGACAUCUAUUGGGUCUCAUGGGACGCCUCCCUUUUAGGGACCAUUCAACGCGAAUAUGAGCCAGCUUCUUUUCAGGCAAAUCCGGGAGAAAUAGAUGCACAUGCUUUAGAUCUAAGGGACAUCGAGGCAGGCUUAGGCAAUCUGCUACGGAUUGAGAGUGAUACCAUAGACAGUGGCACAUCAAAUUGGCCAUUUUUACAAGAGCUGAAAUUAGAACAGUUUUACAAUCUAUCAUGUUUGCUUAGGAAAAGUUACGUCAGCGCAGUCCUCAAAGACCAAUGCUCGCGGGGUGUCGAUUUAGAGAGCAAAAAGCUACUUUACUCUAAAAUCAAUAUGGAACCAGUAGAGCUAAUACUCAGAGAAGCAUUCAUUCUUGAGUGGGUAUCCGGUGCAUUUUUUGAUAAGACGAUUGGAAGGAUAGGGUCUGAACUUAAAAUAGUUGGGGAUAUGCUUGGCUAUAGCCACCCACUAACUAUGGAACUGGGGCGGCAGUUCUUCUUUGCAAUAGAUGCAGACAAGACUGGCUGGCGUCGAAAAGCAGUAUCGUGCGUGCGCAAACUUCUUGCCCCAUCAUUCAAAAAGCUGUGUCAAUCAUCACAGGAAGACCUGGAAGAAAAUUAUCUGAGUGAGUCUUCGGACUUUCUAAGCGACUGCGGCACUAGGAUUGAUGAGAUAACACACUAUACUACAGAUGUAUACGCAACGUGCCUUAAUGAGCUAGCAGACUCUGCCUCAACCCAGCCAGACGAAUCAACCAAUUCUUCAAGCACCGCUUCCGAUGAAAGUGAUGGCUCGCGUGGCGAAGAUGGAUCGUUGAGAUUCAUUUUCAGCGAUACGGAAGGAUCGGAUGGUUCUAUUGAUGAACCUGAACCACAUCUUAAAGUGCAAUCGCCUCAGCACGUCAGCUUAAAGCAUGGAUUGGAACCAGAAUUACGUGAAAGCUCUCUCGUCAAUCCACUCUCAUCAAGCUCAUACUCUAAGGCACGUGCAAAAAACAAUACUAAGCGAAUAUCUCUUCAGAAACACGGCUAUAAGUUGGACCAAAACUCUCCUGGCCGUAAGGAUGUAGCGACUAAUGAGGUUGCCGAACAUGUGCAUACAAAAAAGCCCAAGGCUAAGAUGUCUCUCUCGGCAAUUGCAAGUGCACACGCUGCUUUAGCUCAACUUAUUAGCUCUCGAAAGAGAGCCUCCCAAGUCUCUAACCAGGCUACAGACACGCAGGCGCACCCCAACUUUCCCUUCUCACGAGUCUCCCUCGUACCUAACUGGAUGAUAGGAAACACCAUAACUGGGCUGCUCUAUCCUACCGAUAACGACUGGCUCAGACUUAAGAAUAAGAUAAUUUACCACUCUAAAUCUGUAGCCGGAUCCAUCUAUAAUCUAUUAGCAGCAGGAGAAAAUAAUUCUGUCAGCAUACUGCGAAAGUGCAUUGAGCACAAAGAGAAACCAUUCUUCCAGGCUAUUGUGGAUACUCUCCGCCCAGUGUCCACAGUUCUGCCGCUAAACCUAAUCAAAAUUAAAGAUAGUAUCGAAACCAGCAUGGCAGCCUCUCUAGCCUCCCUCUCUCUUGAUUUAUCUCAGCUUACUGAGGUCUCUACAAAGGAUUCUCUUAUGCUUCUGGGAAUACAAAACAGUGUGUUUCGACGUCAGAUAGAUAUCUCAGUACAUAUCUUUGGUUCUGUGAUUGCAGACUUCAAUUCCCUCUCGCGAAGAGGGAAGUUUCACACAGACAUUAAGGGCUCUGGUUACUCACGGAUGACGUCGGUGUAUUCGUCACAGAUGCGCAAGGGCGUAUCGGAUGAGGAGCGUCGGGCGCGAGCUGUCAUCCUGUAUUAUUUAUUUUAUACUUACGCAUUACUACAACUGCUACCUACGAUACGGUACUGUGAGCAGAUGUAUGGGACAUUAGAACUUAAGGAUGUUUACUCAGAUAGUAGGUCGAGAACCCCAGCGAAAGCGACACCGAGCUCCGCUAACUCUGCUUCCGGCCCUUCAACUUGGUCAACCGGUGCAUCGGAAGGCACGGAUGACAUGUCACAAACAUCAUCUAGCGAGUACAAGCCGGAUACUCCUCGUAGAGAUAGAGAACACAGAUCCAGAACUGCUUUUCCAUCACUUCUUGACAGUCAGAUGCACUUUGCUUACAAGUCUGAUGCUGAGGGUUCAGUUGUCCAGUAUCUCGAGAGCAUAGCUACCAACCGUGCCUUAAUUGGAAUAUCUGUGGCUUCAAACGACCGUUUGGUAUGGAGCAGGCAUACAGAUCUGCCUUCAUACAAAACCCAGACUCCUCCCCCAAUUAUUCUAUGCAAUAGAUAUUCUGUUACAGGUAUUCCGUUAUCAGAAGAAGAAAAAGAAGCUCAGUGCAAGCUGGGCGGGUUUUCUAGCGUUCCAGCCUUUUCUGACAUUAGCAAGUGCCUCAAAUCACUUACCAAGAAAAAGGUCUCUACGCUGCCUUCUGUAGUACCACUUUCACAUGAGUCUUCCAACGAGAAUGGCAAUGAUAUGUGUCUCGCACAUCACCUUUUCGUCAACAAGCUCCCUUGCAAUUGGCCUGUGUCCAUGACCAAUCCAACUAUUGCAUUCUCUAGGCCUAGUUUAAACGAUAACACCGUAUGGCUAUGGGAAAACGCGUGGAAAUCUUUUAUUAACGCACAGCUGACACUAUUGCAAUCAAAGCCCCGAGACUUGCAGGAGGUGCCUGUUUCUGCUUUGACUAAGCAAAAUACAUUUUCUGAAUCAUACCGCAUUUCAGUUUCAAGGAAUCUAUCCGCCAAAGCCGGUAUAGAAGAGCCGCUCUGCAUGAUCCACGAAGAUUUGAUCAUAAAGACCUUUAAUGGGGAAGAUGUUUUGGUCCUCCAGGAGCAACUUAACAGUAUGAUCCAGACAUGUGUUAACGCUACUAAUACUUCCAGUGGUACAACGCCCUCUUCUAAUUAUUCGACAUCUGAUAAGACUUUUUCUACAAUCCUCUCUGAAGAUACGCCCGCUCCCAGUGAGCAAAGUGAAACUGGCACAGAGAAGAUCAGUGAGAAUAGCACAGGGAGCUACAGAGAGUCAUCUAGUAGCGUAUUAGACGAUGCAUCUCCUACACACAACCAGCAAGCAUCUAUCUUCCCCCAAAAGAUGCGGCCAACACAUACACUGCUCCCCACGGGAAAACUCUCCAUCAAAGAUAGUCAUAGCGGUAUUGAUAUUUCCUUGCAGCCUAUCUUCUUUACACGCAGCUCGUUGGUAAAAAUCAACGAGUCUCCCAAUCUCAGAUCAUCCCGAUUUGCUAGAUCUUAUCCCUUUGUUCAGAGAAGGUAUGUUGAGGCGUUGCAGAUAUGCCAGCUUGUCUGGGACAUCUGCGGCCCUGAGCUCUGCGAGGCCUUUGCUCGGUGCAGGCACCAAUACAUGCAUGCCCUGAGUCCUGAGAUAAUCCCUUUUGUGAAUGUACGCUCUUAG